This is a messenger RNA of Rubroshorea leprosula, 1817 nucleotides long. NCBI's taxonomy places the organism in Eukaryota, Viridiplantae, Streptophyta, Magnoliopsida, Malvales, Dipterocarpaceae. The record is from the annotation of a GenBank genome assembly.
CAUUGUUCCAUAAAUGAGAAUUUGUUUUCCUAUAUACAAGAGGCAGAAAGCAUUCAGGCCUCAAUUAGCUCAACAAAAUUAGGCCUUACUUGUAUAACUACAACAUUAUACAACAAUCAGAUGACGAACUCCUCUUGUAGCCUGUGGGUAAAAUAGACCACAAAGGAAAGGCAAAAGUAUGGGAUUAGGACCCAAACUUGCACAAAAUUAGCAAUUCUGGACCCAAACUUCAAUUGCACUCAAUUAAGUCUUAAACUACACAUGUCUGCUCUCCCUAUUUUUUACAUGUCUUUAUUCUUAAUGCCAAAUUGGGUGGUUGCUAAGUUGAUUAGUCUUCAGAGGUCCUUUUUGUGGGGUGGGGUGGAAUUAAAGAGGAAGAUUCCAUGGGUUAAGUGGGAAUAUGUGUGCACUAGUAAGAGGAAGGGAGGUCUUGGUGUGGCGGAUUUGCGUCGAAAAAAUUGGGCACUUUUAGGGAAGUGGUGGUAUAGACUAGGUGAUGGAGUAGUGGGAUUGUGGAAACAAGUGGUGUGGGAGAAGUAUUAUGGGGGGAGGAAAGAAGUAGAUAUUACAGCAGUAGAUACGGUCCAGGUGUCUAGGAUUUGGAGGGACGUUAUUAGUAUUGGUUUGCGUUCUAGUAGUUUAAAGAAGAUGUUGGUGAAUGGCUUUAAGUGGGAGGUGGGGGAUGGUAGUCGGGUACGUUUCUGGAGAGAGGUUUGGAUAGGGGAGAAGCCUUUGAGAGAAUUGUGUCCUCGAUUAUUUGAGUUGGCGGUAAAAAAGGACGGUUUAGUUAGUGAGAUGGGGGUUUGGGAGGAAGGUGGUUGGAGAUGGAAUUUAGAUUGGAGGAGGGGACGUUUGGGUAGAGAGCAGGAUGAGGAGCUGGGGUUCUGGGAGUCUAUAAAUAGAGCCCAAAUAAAGGCAGGUACUGAUGAUUGUUGGCAUUGGGUGCAUGGUACAGAUGGGAAGUAUGUGGUCAAAAAUGCUUAUGACUUACUAGCAUCAACGGACUUGAUACUGAGUGAUCACUUUUGUAAGUUAAUUUGGUGCAAAUUAGUACCAGAUAAAGUCAGUUUCUUCGGAUGGCGAUUAUGUCUUGAUCGUCUUCCAACAAAGUGGAACUUGCAAAAGAGAGGAGUGGUUCUAGAGGGGGGUUUGGGGUGUGGAUUGUGUAAUGAGGGGAUAGAAGAUGGAAAUCAUGUUUUCUGCACAUGUCCAGAAGUGUGGCUGAUAUGGGUAAGGGUGCUGGCUUGGUGGGGAAUGGCGUCUGUGUUGCCAAAUAUAGUGGGGGGGGUAGCAGAAUUCUUCUUAUUUGGGCUGGGUAGGGUGAUAGGAAAGGAAUUGGCAUCUUGCAUUUUCCUUGUUACUUCCUGGUAUGUAUGGUUUUGGAGAAAUUGUAGAGUGUUUAAAGGAAAUAUGAUUCGAAGAGAUGAUUUGGUGGAGAUGAUUCAGGCCAAGACUUUCUUCUGGAUUAAAAAUUACCUACAGGGAUGUGUCUUCUCGCUGGUGGAUUGGAAGAUCAAUCCGGUGGAGGCUGCGGCAGCUAUAAGAAAGAACAAUACCAUGCUGAAGGAAUACCGUAGGAAUACAAAUUGUAGGAAGGAUUAGGGGCAGAUCAUGUGCUUUGAGUUUUUUCUCUUUGGAAUUGUUUGCUGGAUGAGUACUUUAUGGUUUUAAAUUCCUGCUGUGUGUAAUUUUUGUUUUGUAGAAGGGUUGGAGUACCCCUUGUAUUCCAUAUAAUUUUAAUACAUUUAAUUUGUUGAUCAAAAAAAAAAAAAAGUCUUAAACUACACAAAAUUCUCCAAUAAGGUCCUAAUUUGAUG